This is a messenger RNA of Gavia stellata (red-throated loon), 414 nucleotides long. It is a transcript of the gene SPRN, whose product is annotated as shadow of prion protein. Gene Ontology annotation, biological process: protein import into nucleus. The transcript has a single exon. Gene Ontology annotation, cellular component: nucleus; membrane. The record is from RefSeq and is a predicted model, not a curated record. NCBI's taxonomy places the organism in Eukaryota, Metazoa, Chordata, Aves, Gaviiformes, Gaviidae. Gene Ontology annotation, molecular function: nucleic acid binding. Bases 1 to 414 code for a protein of 137 amino acids.
AUGCGGCGGAGCGCGGCGGUCUGCUGGGCCCUGCUGCUGCUGGCCGCCGCCCUCUGCGAGACGGUGGCCGGUAAAGGCGGGCGAGGUGGGGCCCGGGGGGCGGCCCGCGGUGGGGCCCGGGGGACCGCCCGUGGGCGGGUGAAAGCGGCGGCUCCGCGUUACGGCUCGGCCGGGGCCGCCCUACGCGUGGCGGGGGCAGCGGCGGCGGGAGCGGCGGCUGGCGUGGCGGCGGGGGCCGGCUUGCGCCGGGCCCGGUUGGCCGGUGAGCUGGAGGCGGGGGACGGUGGCCAGUACCUCGAUGGCAACCGGACGGCGGCAGCCGCCGGUGCCUGGACCUCCGCCGCACCGGCCCGGGAGCCACCGGGCUGGGCAGUGCCCUGGCUCUGCCCGCUGGCCGCCAUCCUCCGCCGCUGA